This is a messenger RNA of Anthostomella pinea, 2322 nucleotides long. The record is from the annotation of a GenBank genome assembly. NCBI's taxonomy places the organism in Eukaryota, Fungi, Ascomycota, Sordariomycetes, Xylariales, Xylariaceae.
AUGCAAGAGACUCUAUAUCCUUCCCCUAUGUGGAGCCCUGUUCCGUUCAGUCAAGAGGCUGACGUUUGGUCCCAAGAUGCGUCACGCUUCCUCGCCCAGUCGCAGUCCCGCCUAUCCAACUUCGGACAGCCCGACGCCAAUGAGCCCUCUAGUCGACAACCCCAAGAGGGGUCCUCGAGAUAUUCGCGACAUCCUGCCCGAUCCUCCUACCAGGCACGCCUUGGAAAUCCGUAUCAACCCUCCAACUCGAGAUUCGGCAGCUUCGCCUCGAGAUACAAUACCGCCCCAGAUGCUCCGCUCUUCCACAGCGCACUCAACGAGUUCCGAGAGGACGAGGACGAGGACGAUGUAAGAGAAGCUGCUGAUCUCCGUGCUCUGCAACACUCCCGGCGGGUGUUCGUCUCUAGCCGCAUGGAGGACAGCUCGGCUUCCGAGAAUGACACAAGCCGCGCCUCGCUGGAGCAGAGUGGGGAACGCGAUAGCAGGACCUUCGAGGAUCGGGGUCGCACCAUGGGCAUCAAAAGCAGUUGGAACGGCGAGUCGAAUUUCAAGGAUCGUCACUCAAAGCGCAAGACGAAGGAGGAGCCCGAUGCAAGUCCCAGCCAGAACAACACGCGACAGAACUCUGAAAGUGAUGAGAGCGGCAAGAUGGUUGAUAUUGGCCUCGACUCCAUGGUCGUAGAGAACCAGGUCCCAGAGGAUCUCUUGCAGGAAACGCCCACCGACUCGUCACCGCCCGCCUUCCAGCAGUUCAAGUCCACCAAGGCCACCAGGACAAAUCCCAACCUGGAGCGCGACCAACGCCUGAUGCGCCAGGCCAUCGCUGAGGAAGACGAAGACGAGGAGGAGGGGCAGCCGCCGAACGAGAUUCCCUCUGCUCCGCAACCUCGCAUGUAUGGCGAGAUCUUCGUACACGAUCAAUUCUUCGCUUGGAUCUACCUGAUAGCCUUCGCGUCUCUGCUCGCCACUUUUGUGCUGGUCUGGCUGCAUACGUCGGUGCCUGGCCGGAAGAUUGGCGAUACUAUUUAUACAACACUUCAUUCAUCCUUCUCUCUGCUAGCGGUGGACACCCUCGUUGCGGUCAUCGUUGCGCUGGUGUGGAUGGCUGCCCUGAGGUCUUUCGUGCAACCGCUGGUCGUCCUUAUUUUGCUUGGUGUUCCGGUCGUUCUUUUCUCCUUCUCAUUAUACCCCAUGAUUUCUAGCUUCCAGGGACCGGAUCACGGGAGAGGCGCACAGGACAUUAUUAUGAGGUAUGCUGCCAUCGUACCAGGAGUCUGUGCCAUUAUUUGGACAUGGCUACUUUACAAGGGGCGUCACGAGAUACACAGGGCUAUCGACAUUCUGGACUUCGCCAGUCGUAUCCUCGCGGCCAAUCCAGCACUGGUGUUGCUAGGCUUUGGAUCGUUAGCUUUCGUGGUGGGGUGGACCUGGGUAUGGCUGUGGAUGUUCACUAGAAUCUUCCUCGGAGGUUACUUUUCGAAAUCCCUUUCGGCCUUUGUCAUCGGUACGGCAACAUGGUGGCUGGCUAUCUUCUUCUUCCUCAUGUAUGUCUGGACCCUCUCCGUUAUGAGCGGAGUUGUUCGGGCUACAACGGGAGGCACCGUUUCGAACUGGUAUUUCCACCGCAACCACCAGACACCUGCCACAUCGAACGCGAUUGUCAAAGGGGCUCUGGGACACUCAACGACAACAGUGUUCGGCACUAUCUGUGCCUCCACUCUUCUUUCGCUGGCUGUCCGGGUGCCGAUACUGAUCCUACCCCGACGCAUCUCAAGCAUAUUCGAGUUCAUAGGAUGGCGACUCGCACCGAGACCGGUGUCUGUUCUCACGAACCCCCUAGCACUCACAUAUGCCUCGAUCCAUUCAUUGCCUUUGAUGGAGUCUGCAUCCCAGCUAAGUAGGAUUCAGUUCUUGUCGACGGGGCCCACCACAACUCUCACGCCGAGCGCAUUCUCUCGGCGGAACCAGACAGCCUCCCUAAUGCCCUACAGGAUGGCCAAGAUGUUGCUCCACGCAGCGCGGUUCGUCAUGUCGACAGCCCUAGGGUUCGCGGCUUGGGUCAUGACGGCGCGGCAGCUACAGGUCCAGCUACCCGAUGGACUUGGCAUCAGGGGGAGUGCUUAUGCUUACGUUGUAGGCAUGGUGGCGAGUAUGAUCGGCUGGGGAGUGCUAGGGGCUAUGGAAGGCAUUCUAUCUGGCAUCCUCGAUGGCGUUCUCAUAUGCUACGCCAGCGAAAGAAGGCUCGGCAGCGACCGUGCGACAUACUGCAUUGAAGCUGCGAAACUGUUCGAGGACAGGGGACAUGAAAGGGAUAUGGUGUGA